AUGAAAACUAAGACUAGUCGCGCUGGUGACAAGAAGCUAGAUGACGACACGAUAAGGAGACUGGCCUACGCGAGAAACUAUCAAGAGACGUUGGAUUUCUUCAACGUCACUCUCGAGAAGGGCUUAUCGGACGCUCAAGUCCAGGCUCAAGCUGCCAAGUUUGGUCCCAAUGAACUGGACAAAACGGAAGGCAAGUCCCUGUUGGCUCUCAUAUUGGAACAGUUCGACGAUUUGAUGGUGAAGAUCCUGCUAGUGGCAGCAUUCAUAUCGUUUCUCUUGGCAUAUUUCGAUGAUGAAAACAACGACGAGGGAAUGUUGGCGUAUGUCGAGCCCUUGGUGAUCCUACUCAUCCUAAUUGCCAAUGCAAUAGUAGGCGUCUGGCAAGAGACCAACGCUGAAGCCGCCCUAGAGGCUCUCAAGUCGCUACAGCCGUCCUACGCACAC
Molecule: messenger RNA, 444 nt
Organism: Perkinsus marinus ATCC 50983
Lineage: Eukaryota; Perkinsozoa; Perkinsida; Perkinsidae
Product: calcium-transporting ATPase sarcoplasmic/endoplasmic reticulum type, putative
Exons: 3
Biological process (GO): calcium ion transmembrane transport; intracellular calcium ion homeostasis
Molecular function (GO): P-type calcium transporter activity
Source: RefSeq, a predicted model, not a curated record